Molecule: messenger RNA, 15280 nt
Organism: Belonocnema kinseyi
Lineage: Eukaryota; Metazoa; Arthropoda; Insecta; Hymenoptera; Cynipidae
Gene: hiw
Product: E3 ubiquitin-protein ligase MYCBP2
Exons: 44
Coding region: 276-14267 (4663 amino acids)
Cellular component (GO): nucleus
Source: RefSeq, a predicted model, not a curated record
UGCAUUGGAUCAUGAUUUGUAAUGGUCUGUCUCAUGUCUUAUGUCUGUCUUGAGAUUACAUUGCAUGCAUUCUUCACGAGCCAGAAAAUUUGAUUGAUAAAGAGUUCUUGCGAAUUGCAAGAGUGUCAGUCUUCGAAUUUAAGGAAAGGGGUACUCGAUUUGCUCGUCCGCAAACCGAUGAUAGUAAAUGCAAUCACAUGGGGGUCGGAAGUGUCAACGAUCAAUAACAUUAGGAAAAUGAAUUGGUGAAUUGCACGAAGAUCAUUAAUUAAACCAUGGUUGUUGGAGAUCACGAUCGUCUCCUGCCCGGACCAGAAAAUUACGUAAAAUGUUUUUACGAUCUGUUCAAAAGUGUCGCCGAGGCGCAGAGAACAAAAAAUGAGUGGAAGAAAUAUAAGAAGAGCAAAAGCAGUCGUAAGAAAGACAAGAAAAAAGUCGACUUGAAUGGAGAGUUAAGCUGUAACAGUCCUCCGGAAAUUGAAGUCUUGAGCAAUGCUUCGGCAUUUGCUGUUUUUGCCGCUGUCAGAAGCUCUGUCUUAGAAAAACAGACUCGCACCGCCAGCGAAGUAUGUCAUACGUCCAAUUGUAGCUCUCCGCCACCUCCAGAACUCAGUGAUACCAUUGAUAGUGACAGCGACGAUGAAGACAGAAUUUCAUCCACCCAUAGCUUACCAAAGAUCGUCGGAAUAGGGUUGAGAAGCGUUUUUACGUUAAUGAGAGAAAGUCGAACGAUUGAGCCAAAUUUAUGCACUAAGUCCCUGAGCGCACUACUGGACGUAUUACAAGGGCAGCUUCCAGAAGGAUUAAAAUCUGAACCAGACGAUGUUAUUGAUCCAUUAUUCGAUCUUUUACUUGACCUCGCAACAUCUCAUGGUCCUGAAUCUGCAGCAGCUAAUGAUGGCAGUCACUUGACAGCAGUGGCAUGCGCUUGUUUGCUGAGUUUAGUUGUCGUCCGAGGUGACACUGGACGUCUCUUAGCAGCAAUAGCCGCAUUGCUUAUGUCGCCAAGAGCCCUAGCAGCACAGAAUAUUCAAAUGCCAUGCGUUUUGACGUCGCUUCAAAGAAGUGUCCAUGCUGUUUUACUUGGCAAACUCGCACGGCCUGAUUGGAUAACUUACGGAGUUCCUAAAAGUUCUAAGAUUUACACAUCUACGCUUAAGCUACCAAAUGACAUAAACAAUAUAGUUUUGAAUGGCAGAAGUUUUGUGAGUGAUGGAAAGUAUUUGUACCUGCACACGAGUCAUGGAUUACUUAAGAUCGGUAGUGGGCAUGGGGGAACCAUCUGGGGUCAUGUUUAUGCCCAUAAAGCUGACUUUUAUCCAACGGAGACGGGUUGGCUCGGUUAUGCAAAUAGUUCCUUGUAUUUUAAAUGUGCACCUAGAAAGCAGUGCGAGUUGCUGAUACUAGAUACAGAGUUACUGUCCAUAAGAGGCAUUGCCGUUUUAGAAGGAAAAGAUUGGUCUUCCUCAGUUAUGUUUUCUGAUGGUGAAAAUUUAGGAAUGAUAACAGCCGGCAAAGAUGAGGGUUUCGUUGUUCGUACUAUAAAUACGUUGAGCAACCCAGUUACCGUAACGUCAGAACUGCCAUUGAAAUUAGCAAGAAAAUGCGUGGACGUAUUUGGCUAUGCUCUUUUCAACGAAGAACAAGGUGUCCAUAUUUUGAAUCCGGGUUACGACGAUGAAAUCGUGACUGUCGCAGCUGGAAAAGAAUUUGGUUUGCUCAAAACCAUUUCCGGCAAGUUGUUGUACACGGGAAAAGGAAGUUGUGUCGGGAUGAAAAGCAAUACCAGACCUAAUAGAUGGUUAGAAGUGGCAAUUGGAAAGGGUCCUAGGGUAAUCGAUUUCGCGGUAGGUCACGACGGACACCAUGCUAUCUUAGUUCUUGAGGAUGGUUCUGUUCUUUUUGCUGGAACCGCCAAACGCGGAGAGGACGGCGACAGUAGUAAAGUGCGGCGUCAACCAAAGCCAAUGAAGCCAAAGAAAAUGCUCAAAGUAGACGGCCAGGUUAUUGUAGAAGCUGCAUGCAACAAUGGAACCACUGCUCUUGUGACGAAAGAAGGUUCCUUGCUGAUGUUUGGCAAAGACACCUUACACAGUGAUGGCUUAACAGGUCUUGUUACUGAUCUUAGAGACGUUUUCAUAGCGCACGUUUCGUUGGGAAAAGCACAUGCAGCAGUACUGACGAAUAAGGGUCACUUGUAUACAUUUGGCAUUAAUAAUAAAGGACAAUGUGGUCGAGAUUUCACGGCUGUUCAUACUGUUAGCAAAGAAAUUACUGUGAUGGCUAUGGAAACUGGCGCGGGCGAAGAUGAAUUGAUCGUAGCCGAAGAAGAUACAGGAGAAGAAUGGGAAGAAGCGAGAGGUAUGUGUCCUCCUGGGCAACACCAGUGGAGGCAUCGCGUUUGUAUGGUGUGCACAGUGUGUCGGGAAUGUACAGGUUAUAGCAUAUCAUGUCUCAGUAGUAUACGACCCGAUCGGAAUCCUGGACAAGAAUGUGGCUGCGGGGAAGGAGACUCUGGUUGUGCAGAAUGCGGAUGCUGUCGUAUAUGUGCGCGGGAAAAUUGCGACAAUGGAGGGGAAAUGGCAGUGUUGGGUCCUUCAGGAGGUGGUGAUUUGGGAAAAAUUCGAUUGGACAUGAUUUUUGAAGGAAAAGCCGGUUCUAAUAUUCGAGAAUAUAUUCGGAAACGAUUGGAGGAAAGGAAACAGCGACAGAGAACAAAAUCUGGGCCCAGUGCGGGAAAAUAUGGAGUGAAAUUGAAAGGACCCAGCAAUCAAAGAGCAGCUGGACCUAGCGUAAUUAUUCAAAAAAUUGCUUCAGCCAAAAUUCCUUUGGCAAUCAAUAAUCUUGUAGCAGAGGAAGGUGUCGGUGGCAGCGACGCAGAGAGAGGCGAUGCUGCAAGGAUAGCCAGCAUACCACCCGCAAGAGUUCCUGUUCCUGGAGAUAGUCCCGUUGUUCAAGUGUCCUGUGGAUUACAUCAUACAGUGAUACUUUUGAAAAAUGGAGACGUUUAUACGUUUGGGAGCAACAUCUAUGGACAACUGGGUGUUGGUGAUCUGAUUGCCCAUGCAGGUCCUGUUCACGUGAAACUCUCUUCUGCAGCUACACAAGUAGCAGCUGGCAGUAAUCACACUGUUGUUCUAACUGCGAAGGGUGAAGUCUACACAUUUGGUGCUUAUCAAAAAGGGCAGCUAGGCAUGAGUGAGGAGCGGCAACAUGAGGGCGCAAAUUCCUCUCAAUCUGGCCAUAGGUCCGAAAGAUAUCAACCUUGGUACAGUUUCCCUAAUCUAGUACCGAAUGUCGGUCCCAAAUGCGGACGACGAGCAACAUGGAUAGGAGCUUCGGGGGAUCAGACAUAUAUCAAAGUGGAUGAGAUCAAUUCUAUCAGUUUGACUAGAAGCACCGUGAUGGCAAACAAAAACUGCAUAAUUCUGAUUCCUCAUCAAAGCGAUCAUUCCAACUCAUUUAAGUGUCUAGUGAUCAACAAACGGGACGGCAGUUGUAACAGUUAUAGUGGAAACGACCAGGUGGAUUUCAGUCGUUGUGCCGCUUGUCUCGAUCCUCUCUAUAACGUGAUUUGGACCUUUGAUCCAGCUAAUAGUGAAAUAUGUUCCUAUAAUAUAAUUUCGACGGAAGCUAGGAGGAUUCCAAGUUUAGAGGUGUCAAUACUCAGUCCGGGACUAGCGCUGCCGAUAGUGCCAACUUGUUUUGUUACCCGUUCUCAGGCAGCGAUACACUUGCUUGCUUGUUUGGACACACUUACUCAGGCGCAAGAUGACAAGUUGACAAUUGUGGAAGAAAGUGAGAGUAAUCAGUCCACGCAUGGCAAAGUUUACAGUCGAGAGGAUUUCGCCACAGUUGGCAGAUUUGAAAGUCAUGGAGGAGGUUGGGGAUAUUCCGGCCAUUCGAUCGAAGCUAUCAGAUUUAUGGCGGAUACUGAUAUUCUUUUAGGUGGAUACGGUUUGUUUGGGGGUCGAGGGGAAUAUACCGCAAAAAUAAAGCUCUUUGAUAUCGGAAUGGAUGGAGGUGAUCAGGAAAACGACGGCGAACUCUUGGCCGAAACCGAAGAAAUUCCAUACGAGUGCGGACCAAGACAAAAGUAUUCAAUUUUGUUUGAUGAGCCCAUAUCUUUGCAAGCAAACAGAUGGUACGUGGCGUGGGCAAGAGUCAGUGGUCCUUCAAGCGACUGCGGUUCUGGUGGACAGGCGAUGGUUACGGCUGAGGAUCAAGUACUCUUUUAUUUUAAAUCGUCCAAGAGAUCCAACAAUGGAACAGACGUUAAUGCUGGUCAAAUACCGCAAUUGCUUUACCGGAUAAUCACUCCUGAAAAUCAAAGCCCGAACAGGCAAAGAGAUCAGAUUGAACCUGUUUACAUACUUAGGAAAGAAUUUAGCAGAACCGUUACUAAGGAGUGCUUCCAGUCGUUAAUAUCACUUUUACAAUGGAGCUGGAAUACGUUGAAAGCCGAUUUAUCUGACCCGUCGGUGCUCGUAGCUUCUUCCACUCAUACUAUUUUAGAAUUGGAAAAACUAGUUUACAUCAGCAAAGCUAGUUUGAGGUUACUCAGGACAUAUACCAAUGAGAUUUAUCCCAAUUUAGUUGUUAAAAAGACACCAGCAGAGUCCGUGCGACUGGCAGAAUGCAUAGGAGAAGUAAGAGCUCUACUUCGUCAAAUUCUUUCGGAUUCCUUACCCGUUACCAUGAAAAGCAAGGGCAAGACGCGUUCUAAUAAAAGCUCUAAUCUGCUUUUCACCAAAAUGACAAGCAAAAUAUUGGAUGAGAGCCACAAGACAUUUGUAGCGUGUUACCAUGCUUUUUAUCCAACGGCCUAUCUCAAGUGGACCUCCUUAUGUGAACUUUUAUCAGAAAUCGAUAAGGAACAAGGAACAACUUCCAAAGAUCGUCUCCUCUCUGCGGUCCUUGCUUCACUCUGCAACUCAACUGUACGUCUGCGUACUACAUUUCCAAUCAUGAACAACGUCAUGGACAGUAGCGAUAGCAUAAAAAGACAAUUAAGCCCGUCUGAUAACGCUGGCUUGUUAAUGAUGAACUCUACCGAAUCCCAUCACUACCCUAUUCUCGUCGAGCAAAUAAGUUACAAAUCUCAGGUCGAAAGUACAGGAAAGGAAACUCUGAAUUGGUCCUUUCGCGAGGUUCUCGAUAGACUUUUGGAUCUUACCUUGGUCCCAGUCAAGAAGAAUCUCUGCAAAGAAAGCUGCCAAUCGCUGCCGGAUUUGGUACUUCAUUGUUGUUACCUUCUGGCAAGAGUGAUCGCCGAAUUGGCAGCUCAAUCCAACGGAACCGAGGAUGAUCUGCAAGCAGCAUGUGGUCGUCUCCUGUACACAACUCCUUCAAGAUUUACCAGAGUUAAUCAGACCAGGUCCUGGAACACGGGAAAUGGUUCGCCUGAUGCAAUUUGCUUCUCAGUUGACAGACCUGGAAUCGCUAUUGCCGGUGUUGGUGUUUAUGGUGGAGUUGGAGUUUACGAUUACGAAUUAGAAUUGCUCGACGAUCAAAAUAAUACUGGCAAUGAUCCAUCACACACACAGCGAUGGACGAGUCUGGAUUUUACACGAGGUUCCUUCGGGCCUGAUGAUUGUGUUAAUGAUGUUGUGGAUUUGAAAUUCGAUAAGCCGGUACCGAUAAAGGAGAACGUGAAAUACGCAAUAAGAUUGCGGAAUCGAGGAGGUCGAACGAGUAAUGGAGAUGGUGGACUCAGUAUUGUCAAAGGACCUGAUGGAACUUCAUUUACAUUUACAGCUUGUUCCCUGUGCUUCAACGGCACUACGCAAACCAGAGGUCAAAUACCUCACAUUCUCUACUAUUCGAAUCCUCAAGAUUCAGAUGGUCAUCAAACGAGCAAAGCAGUGGCUGAAGUACAAGCAAGGAAAUGUACUUUAGCCAUGACCGCAACAAUCAUUCAACGUGCAAAUGAAAUUCUCGCAUUGGCGCGUGAAAGAGCGGAGGAAAUGUCAUCUACUGAAGUUCUGGGAAACGCAACCUUUGUGACGACACUUUUGCCUUUGGUUAUGGCACAUAUUGGACCGCUAGCCUCCUCUGAUCCGAGAAGCGGAGUACAAGUCCUGUCGCUGAUUCAAGAAAUGCUUCCGCACGUCGCUGCCCUCAAUCUCCUGUCAGGGUCUUCUCCAACCUCCCAAGACAGUGAAAUACAGUUGCCCUUGACAUCGCCCAUCACUACUAGCACGCAUUAUUCUUGGCUGGAGAGCGAACAUCCCUACAAGCCAGCUACAGUUUCUCAUUAUAAAGUCACUUUUCCAGAGACUGUGAAAUGGUUGACAGUAGAGUUCACUCCAGAUUGUGGCACGGCUCAACCAGAAGAUUACUUGCAAUUGUACAUUCCAAAUCUAGUCGCUAAUUCACCAAGAUCUUCUGGAAGUCCGAAUCUAAAUGAGAAUCAAGCGCAUUAUCCUGUGCUUCGGAAAUUGAGCAACGUGCCAAGCCAGUGGCCGCAAAAUGCUGUCGUUCUGCCGGGAAACGAAGUAAUAUUCUCACUCGAGACAGCUUCAGAUUACAUGAAAGAUGAAAGGUCCAUUACAUAUGGUUUCAAGUGUCUGGUCAUUGGCUACAACUGGAUUACUUCCGGAAAUGGCCUGAAAAAUCUCGAGAUGGAAUUAUCCUUUCUUGGUGGAGCUUGUAUGGCUGGCCUUAUGCAGAAACAUCUCACGUUACCACCGGUGUCAACUGACGAAAUCGAAGAGGACUUGGAAGCAGCACAGGAAACGGCAAAGAGGAUUUUCUCCGUUCAUUCGGCCCUCCUAGGACGUGGUUUCGCCCUCGCAUCUCCUCCAACAGUUUCCCAGGCUCUUGACGGUGUCCUUCCAUUCAGUUGCCAUUCGAACGAGCGUCUAUUCCUGCGUGACUUUGUGUCCAGCUCAGCAGGUACUAGUGGAGGACGUCUUGCGAGAUGGCUGCAACCAGACAGCUUCGUGGAGCCCUCAAAAUGCGAGGCACUUUAUUCCAAGGAGGAAAUGAGAUGCGGAUGGCCUGCCAUCGUCACGAUCCUCACCAAAGACCAAUAUGGCGAGAUUGUUCACGUUCCUGGCCUCAAGAUUGAUGUAAAAGCAGUACCAAUAGACAAGAAGGAUAUAUCAGAUGUCGAUCAAGGUAGGAAGAUUCGUCGAGUGUCUCUGCCAGACCCAAUGACAUUUGGUGGUCAUCCUCCACCUUCUCUGGAUGUUCCGUAUGAAGUAACAGUCAACAACAAAAUGAGCUUCUAUGCGAUCACAAUUAUGAAGGCUUAUCAAAAUUAUUCCUUUGAAGAACUGAGGUUUACAUCUCCGGCUCUCAAAAGGUCGAACGAAAGCAUGCUCGUCAGGCCCAAUGGUGAUGGAAGUUACAGUGCUACUUGGACACCUUCUUCCGUAGGCUGGUACUCCCUCAUGAUAACAAUCGACGGUUAUGGUAUGCAAGAUAUUUAUAAGGUUGAGGUGAAAGAACCGCCGCAAGGCAUGCAGCCUCCAACUCAGAAUAUCGUGAAAAAGCCUCAAAAUCAACCUAGCAAACUAAGAAAAUUCGUAGCUAAGAAUAGUGCUGGUCUCAGAAUAAGAGCCCAACCUUCUCUACAAAGUGAACAAAUCGGUGUUGUCUCUGUUUUUAACACUAUAGCUUUCAUCGACGAGAUUCAUAAUGAUGAUGGAGUUUGGGUGAGACUCGAUGCAGAAACAAUAAAAGAUUAUUGCAAGAGCAGUCAUCUAGAAGCCUGGUGCCUUCAGUACAACCAGCAGUUGGGGAAGAAGCUCCUGCAUUCAGUUGAAGAGCAAAAAUCUAUCCAGGAUCAUAUAAUCAAAGAGACUAUUUUGAGGAAGCGACCCGAAAUUGAAGAAACGUCUCGUCGUUUUAGCAAGAGGAAAACUGUGACUUUCAAUGGUGGAAGAAACAUGGUGGUAGUUACCUGCGGUGCUUCUGGUCAUAAUAUUAGAAGCAGACCUAGCUUGAAAGCAGCGCCUGUCGGAAUGUUAGCUCUUGGGAAUAUGGUCACUAUACAAGAAGAUUUUGUGAAUAGCGAUGGAAGAUGGGUUAGAAUUGAUGAUGAUUCAGUCAACAAGUAUUGUUUCGACACUGAAAGCGAAGCCUGGUCCCUUGCAGUCAAUAAAAGCGGUGUAACUUAUAUGAAGUCGGAACAAGAUUUGGAAAACGAUCCCGUGGAAAAGAAACCAACCAUGCCAGACUCUUCCUUUUCAUCCAAUAAAAAAGGUUUCGACUUCUCACAUCCAUCGGGUAGCCACGAUGGAUUCAACUUUAACUCACAAAAUUUCACUCCUAGUACUGGUGGUUCUGGAGAUGGAGGAAAUUUGAAUCCUUUUGUUUUUGGCACCUACAAUCAACACGAUUCCCCAGGAAGUGAUAGAUGUACACCAGAUAAGAACGAUGGAUCGCCAAAAUUCAUAAAGAGUUAUUCUAAGGAGAGGGCCUUCAAGGAGAAAGAGAGUGGAGGAGGAAAAUUCAGCGCCUUACAAAAGUGGUUAAGAGGUGACGAUAAACCCCAUGGAGAAAAAAGAGGUUCGCCGGGCAGGGAUUUUUCCGAGUUUGUUGGAGUUUCGGUAAAAGAAUUGGUGAAAGCUAUGGGCGAGAGUCGUGCAAAUGGAAACGGUGCGACGCCACCAGAAACGCCGAGAAGACUCUCGAGGAGUUCUUCUCCUAAAAAUCCUCAAGGUGGAUCUCCGAGGUUUCAAAGUCGAUCCUCGAGUCCCGUUCCUAUUCCUGGUGGGAGAAAUUUGACAGGAGGGGGGGACAGUGCUAGCAGCAGCCCUUUGCACUAUGGCUCCCCCCGAAGUGUCGGCCUCUCACCUUUAGUAUCAGGAGGAAUGGGCGAUAGCGCCGCAUCCCAUCGUCGUGGAUCAACACAGAGCGACACAAGUGCUCUGGUGAGUAGUUUGACCCGAGAUCCAUCUCAAUCGCCAAGUGGAGUAAGUUCGACAGCAAAUACCAGGGACCUGUCGCCUAGCCCUAGUUGCAGUUCGCUUCAAAUGAGGUCCGAAGGAAGCAUUACUAGUCCACCUGAUACUCCCAAAAAAGACAGCAGUAUCGAUUCUCAGGAUAGUCCACGGAAGGUGUCUCAGGCACAAACUCAAACGAGUCCAGAAAGUGUAACAACAGCGAUGAAGGGUCACUUCAGCAUCGGAUCUUCAGGUGCAAAAGAAGAACGCAAUUCUCCUAAACUGAGUCGUCGAGAUCUCACAAAGGGGACCAAAACACGAACGAAAAGAGCCAUUUCGCCAACGAAUAGUCACCAAACCCCAAGUCCAAAUCGUACUCUCAAUUUGAGCAAAGAUAAAGUCAAGGAGGCAAUAAGUCCUUCCGUUGCAGAAUGCUUACGAGCAGUCUUUGCUGCAUUUCUCUGGCACGAAGGUAUCGUUCACGACGCUAUGGCUUGUGCUAGUUUCCUCAAAUUCCAUCCCACUUUGCCAAAACAGGGAGCUGUAGUUGUCACUAGACAAGCACCUGUUCAGCACAAUGACAAGAACAAAGAAGAGCUGACAAAAGAAAUGAGAGCGAGACAAAGACACUCGGUGGAAGUAUCGAACGCAGGAACUUAUCUGCAUAUUCAACCUAGCACUCUAGAAACUCUCACUCGGUCUGCAGCUUGUGCGAAUAGAAGUAGGAAGAAACCUGAGUCAGGAAUGAUCAAAGAAGAAAUUCAGCCUAGCAACAAAUUAACUGCCCUUCCAGAACUCCAAACCGUCGCAAUUUUACCUCCUGCUCUAAAAAGUUUAGUUUUCCUCUGGGAGGAGCUCAGUACAAACUGCCUUCAAGCGAUCGAGCAACAGACUAUUUUGCCUAGUCCAAUGUCUCACGCACAGCCUGGGAAGCUCGCUAAACGAUCAGCGCCAGAGAAGUUUGGAGAGAAAGUUAAAGAGCGUGAUAAGAAAGGGAGUAGAAAAAAGAAGGAGUGGAAGCCCUUAGGAAGAACUAUAGUUGGUGAUGGAUUAAGUGGUAUUGAGCGCGAGACAACCUGCGAGCUCUGUGGGUUGAUGUUUCCUCAUCCAGUUACCUAUCAUAUGAAGAUGAUGCAUCCUGGCUGUGGCUGGCACGCUGGUGGAAAAGGCUACAACAGUGGAGGGAUGUAUUGUGUUGGUUGGGCCGGAAACUGCGGAGACGGAGGAGUCGGUAGAAGUUCUUGGUACCUGAUAUGCGACACGUGUCGAGACAAGUACCUGAAAGCUAAGAAAAAUAAACUCGGAAAGAAGCUCGUCGCUGGGGUAUCUAGACGAAAAGGCGAAGGGAGUAAAUUCCCUUCCCCAAUUAAUAGUCCCAGUGUUAACGAAACUCACAUCAUUGUGAAGAACAACGCCAUGUUUUUGCUGGAUCUCGCUAGUGCUUCUGGGCUAAGUAUUCCGAAGCAGCAAAGACGUUCUUCACAAACUCUCUCUUCCGUAGCUGAAAACUAUAGUCCUCCAGAGGCGGCUGGCCCGUUUCCUCCCACCGGACCAUUCCAAUGUUUGCAGGCUCUUGGGGUUCACCAGGCGUCGAACAACGACGAUAGGUACUAUGAGGAAAACUUGAGGCGGCAGAGCAGUCAACAUAAUAACUACGAAGGACAGAGCGCUCUCAAUUCCAGUAAUGGGAGACCUUUAUCUGAGUGUCCAAUGAGUGAUAGUGACAGUGACAGUGGAAAGAAUCGAGGUAUGUUCCACAGAUCUGUCUCGAUGUCGACUGGAGCGCCCUGGGCGAAAAACAGCAACGAUGGGCGAGUAGUGAUGAUGCGAAAGAGGAAUAACAGCAGCAGUGAAACAAGCAACGACGGGGGAUCUUCGCUUUUAUGUUAUCCGUCGGCAGCUCUUCAAAAGUUGGUUCCUUCCAUGGAUCAAUCUGCGAUAGUUUCCACCAACCAGGCAGAAAUUGUGAACAACGAUAGGAUUGAAAUUCUGAUGAGGCCAGUGAUGCUCUUUGUUCUUCAGCAGCACAAUUUGCAACAUCUUCAGUUGGCAAUGAAGCAGGCAUUGCGACGAGCAGCCUGUCGGGUCUACGCUAUGCAAGCUUUAAAUUGGCUCCUCAGAAGUGUCACUCAGCCGAUUUGCCUACAGGACUUACUCUGGUGGUUCGUCGCUUCUCUCACGCCGAUAGUUUCGGAUUUGAUGGAUGUCAACGAAGAUGACAACCGGAGUGAAAGGAGGGAAGAUCCCGACAUGGUUGGAGUCUGUGAGCAUCCGUUGAGCGAUUUGGUGAUUGCUGGCGAAGCCGCGAAUCCUUUGCCCACUGCCUUUCAUACCUUGUUGCAGACCAUCGCUGACUUGAUGCUUCUCCCUCCACCGGGCUCUCCACUUCAGCAAGCAGCGGUAAGGUGUUGGGGUAUUAGAUUUACGCCCGCUGAUCAUAUGUUUCUUCACAGAAGUCACGUCUUCAGUAACAUCAGCAAAAUCCUCUCGCGCUCUGAAGAAGAGGAUGACGUGAACAUGAGCAUGCACGAGAGUCAUCAGUCGACUUAUUCGCAACAAGUUACGAGUUGUGUUGAAGCUCUGAAAGACUUAACUCCAGGUCUUGAAAUAAAAGCAUCUAGCAGACAGGCGAUGAUUGGCAGCUUAACUGACAAUUCGACAGAAACGUUCUGGGAAUCAGGAGAUGAAGAUAGAAAUAAAACGAAGACUAUUACAGUAAUCUGCGGAGCUCGGUCCUAUCCACGUAUGGUUUAUAUUCACAUAGAUAAUUGUAGAGACUUAACGCACAAGGUAUCGAGUGUUACUUUCCAGUCAGGACUCAAUACCGACGAAAUGUCCAAAUUACGUACUGUGGAGAUUGAAAGUAGAUCUGCUAGUUGGGUAAAUUGCCCGAUCACGGAUCCAAGGCAUGUGGUUGUUGGACUUGAAUUAAAAGGUCCCGAUAACUCAUUGAGAGUUCGACAAAUCCGAGUUCUUGGUGAGAUCGAAGGAGAUUCGUUAAAAGUGGGAAAGCAGAUGAGUGCUUUGACGAUUCAGCAAAAGAACUGCGAAGCAGAAACACUCAAGGUCUUCCGUUCGAUCACGUCUCAGGUUUUCGGGAAACUGAUUCAAGGAGAACAGCAACAGAUAAUCGAACCUAUGGAAGGAGGUAAUGAUGAACUGGAAGAUAGUAAUGAUCUUCGGGAACACAUGGUGGGAAUCCUCUUCAGUAGAAGUAAGUUGACCCAUCUUCAGAAACAAGUCUGCUCGCACAUCGUUCAGGCUAUUCGCAAAGAGACUCUUCGUCUUAGAGAAGAAUGGGAAACGCUUUUGUGUUCUCCAACACCAGUCAACAGUGUUCUGAGCGAUGGUAGCGAUCUACCAAAAGCAGCUGAUACGUAUUGCUUCGAAAUGUUGUCAAUGGUUCUUGCUUUAAGUGGAAGUUCCGUGGGUAGAAACUACUUGUCCCAUCAGUGUGGACUCUUGAAAGACUUGCUCAGCUUGCUUCAUACUGGCUCUGCUAGAGUGCAGAGGCAAGUGACUUCCUUGUUGAGAAGAAUCAUGCCAGAAAUAAAGCCUGAAACGUUGGCAAAUGUUGUUGGGGUUGAAAGACUGCCGCCUUCGGAUUUUAGUAUUGUAUCAGUGGCAAAUAACGGGCAUUCACAUCACUUGGAAUUUGAUGAACAUUCUCCGGGUAUUUUGGAUGUCUUCCUUAGUUGUAUUGCUAAAGCUUUGACUGUCCAGGUUAAAAUUAAGGGCAAGGAAAAUAAUGGAAAGGCUCUUCAGACGGUUUCAUUAGCUACGAGUAUCCAUCCGAAGAGUUUCGUUGGAGGAAGAUGGUGGCUGAGAGGCUGCAUGACACGAAAACUGGCGGAGGUCAUCAUUCAGUUGCUGAAGGAUAUGGCGUCGGGAAAAUUAUCGGAUGCCUGGGCGGCAAUCACGAAAGCGGCGAUUGCCGAAAAUAUUCUAAACUUAACGAGGAUGGACGAGAAAAGUCGGGAUCCUGUAGAGUGCUUGCAUACUCCAACAAUGUGGUUAGCUCUAUCUUCCCUUUGUGUCUUGGACUCUGAUCACGUCGAGAGACUUUCAUCUGGCCAGUGGAGUGCUGCAGAUGGGCAACCACCUCCUCCAAGACAAACUUGUUCUAAUCACGACGAUGGCGAAACCACCGCCAUCAUCCAGUGCAACACUUGCGGAAACUUAUGCGCCGACUGUGAUCGAGUUCUCCACUUGCAUCGAAGAACCAGAGUGCAUGUGAGACAGGUCUGCAAGGAGGAAGAGGAGGCGAUUCGAGUUGAUCUUCACGAGGGUUGUGGAAGAACCAAGCUCUUCUGGAUCUUAGCUUUAGCCGACAGUCGCACCUUGAAAGCUCUAGUGGAAUUCCGGGAUGGUGCGCCCCAAAAGCCGGCCGGAGUUUCGUCUGGAGUCUGUCGAUUUUGUGGAACAACUGGAAACACUGGACUGCUCGCGAUCGGGAAUGUCUGUGCAGAUCACGAGUGCCAGGAGAAUGCAAAGAUUGCGUGUAACAAGAUUCAUUCUUGUGGCCACAUUUGCGGCGGUGUGCGGAACGAACGAACUUGUUUGCCUUGUCUUCACAGAUGUGCAUCUGGAAGUGACUUGAAGCAAGACGCGGAUGACAUGUGUAUGAUUUGUUUUACGGAGGCGCUUUCCUGUGCACCGGCGAUUCAACUCCAGUGCGGUCAUGUCUUUCAUUUGCAAUGCUGUCGGAAUGUUCUCUUGCAGAAAUGGGUGGGACCAAGAAUCACUUUCGGAUUUUCAUUUUGUCCGAUUUGCAAAGUGCCGAUAGAACAUCCGAACUUGAUGGAACAACUGGCGAGUGUGAAGGCACUCUUUGAGGAUGUUAGGAGGAAGGCGCUGAUGCGGUUGGAAUAUGAGGGUCUGCACAAAGCUGAGGCAGUGACUACGGUCGGUACUCGCUAUUACCAAGAUCCAGCCGCUUACGCUAUGGAUCGUUACGCUUAUUACGUAUGUUAUAAAUGUCAAAAAGCCUAUUACGGCGGAGAAGCAAGGUGUGAUAUACAGCAAGGUGGGGAUAAUUUUGAUCCAGCGGAACUUGUUUGCGGAGGUUGCAGCGACGUGGCCAGAGCUCAAAUGUGCCCAAAACAUGGCACGGAUUUUCUCGAAUACAAAUGUCGGUACUGCUGUUCGGUAGCAGUUUUUUUCUGUUUUGGUUCAACUCACUUUUGUAAUCCUUGUCAUGAUGAUUUUCAAAGGGUUACCAACAUAACGAAAACCGAACUGCCUUCUUGUCCAGCAGGACCCAAAGCCAAACAGUUGGAAGGAGAAGAAUGUCCUCUGCACGUUAAACAUCCACCAACGGGCGAAGAAUUUGCACUUGGCUGUGGAAUAUGCCGCAAUACACACACGUUCUAAUCUUCUGUCUCCAAAGGAAACGGAUUCAGGAGAUUCGGAGAGUCUCCGAAAAUGUUCCAUUAAUGAUAAUAUGAUAUAGAUUUAUUUCACUAGUCUGGAUACGAGCAUAUCGCAAAUGUGUUUAGUACUGUGAAUUAUUUAAUCAGGAGUUAAAGUCAACGGUGAGUUGUUGCCACUAGAAAGUUUGAAACAUUUUGUUUUCAUCGAAUUUCUUUGUUUACUCUUUAAAUUAACAAAGAAAGUGGAAUUGACGAGUAUGAAGAGUGCGAUGCAUGAAUAUUGUAAAACUUGCGAUUUAAUGUGAGGUUCAAAUAUGUGAAAACCAUUCUGUUUGUUAAGAAAUUAGAUAAGUCGUUUUUAUUGAUAAUGCUCGUAAAAGUAGUAGAAAAGGGAAAAAGAAGGAUGAGCGUUUUCCGAGACACGAGCUUUCUGAAUGAUUACUGUGAGAAUUAAAGAAAGUCGGGAUCGAAGGCGCCCAAAGAUGGCCUUUGCAACGCGUUCUAGAAUAAUUAUAAUAUUAUAAAUAAUGAAAGGAUACAUGAUUAGGAUUGCGCGACUUCAAAUUAGAAUUCGAUAGUUAGCGCAGUGUAUGUUUUCGUGUUGUUGAAUGAAGAGUGUUUAGUUGAUGAAUAAUUAAGUAUUAGAAAAAAUGCAUUGAUUGUGUAAAAGAAUAUGUGGGAUGAAACUUUACCGUAAAACAAUCGAACGUGAGUGUGAUUAGUUAGCGUCUUUAAAUUAUUCAAGAUGACAGUGAAUUGUAAACAUUGUACAUUUCUCAUUUUGCAUUUGCAUCUCUUUUUAUACAUUGCCGAUAAUUGAAUGUGCAACUGCACGAGUAUUUUUAAAUUAUUUAUUCUUAUUCCCUGUGUAAUAAUAUAUGAAUUAUUUUCUGCAAAAGAAAAAGUUAUGAGCAGGCGCAUUUCGAACAUUUCAAUGAAAUGGACGAUAUUCUUAAUUCGUAACCUUUAUUACGACUUGUAUUUUCGUUUACCAUUAAAUGAGGGAAUUAAAAA